Messenger RNA from Truncatella angustata, 1871 nucleotides. RefSeq names its product putative cytochrome P450 monooxygenase. The record is from RefSeq and is a predicted model, not a curated record. The transcript has 4 exons. Gene Ontology annotation, molecular function: oxidoreductase activity, acting on paired donors, with incorporation or reduction of molecular oxygen; monooxygenase activity; heme binding. Lineage: Eukaryota; Fungi; Ascomycota; Sordariomycetes; Amphisphaeriales; Sporocadaceae. Bases 239 to 1777 code for a protein of 512 amino acids.
CGAAACAAAAGUCGAAAGUUCAAUUUAUGCAUAUUAUGCUAGACAUUAUCGGCAUCAGCAAAGUCCGCUCAUACUCCUCGCUGUGCUUGAUUUGACUUUUCUGUAUUUAACCUCCCGUCAUCGCCAUCGCUCUUAAGUCAAAGACAAGAUGCCAACCUUCGUCACUGCGCAUACCAGUGUAUGUUUGCAAUUACUAUAGUAGUUUGUCCAGACAUCAACUUUGCUCGAUAGUCCCGAAAUGGCGCCUCCUAUAGCAAACAGUCACAUAACUGACGUUGCUCUCGUGGCUGCGUUUCUGGCCCUCAUGUAUUGUCUUUACAAGAGCAUCUACAACCUCGUAUUCCAUCCUCUUCGAUCGUUCCCGGGUCCAAUAGCUCACCGUGUCUCUCCUGUCCCGCACGCCCUUAGUCUCAUGAGUGGUCAACAACCCAGGUACAUCGCGGAUCUCCACCGCAAGUAUGGUCCAGUCGUGCGUAUCAGGCCGAACGAGCUCGCCUUUUCCGACCCGCAGGCAUGGAAGGACAUCUAUGGGCAUCGAUCUGCGGGACAGGAAGAAUUCAUCAAAGAUCCAGCAUUCUACCGUAUGCUAGAUGACGUACCGGUAUCCAUCAUCAACACGCCAAGCCGCGCAGCUCACGGUCUUAUCCGGCGGCAACUGGCGCACGGCUUUAGUGACCGCAGCAUGCGUGAACAAGAGCCCAUCAUCGGCUCAUACGUCGAUCUUUUGAUCAAGAGGUUACACGAGAAUUCCGCCGGGGGUAAAAUGCCUGUAAAUCUACGGGAAUGGUAUAACUGGGCGACUUUCGAUAUUAUCGGAGACUUGGGAUUUGGCAGCUCGUUUGGUUGCCUUGCAGAUGCCAAUUAUCACCCUUGGGUCAAGAUGGUUAACACCCAGUUCAAGGUUGGUAGUUUGCUACGGUCGUUUGCAAUAGUCGAUAUGAAAUUUGUGGUGCAAUGGAUCCUGAAGAGUGGGGUCUUCAAGAGCCGUGACAAGCAUCAGGCGUUGACGCUGGCCAAGGUCCAGCAGAGGAUGGAACUUGGUGCUGAACGGCCAGACCUUAUUGAAGGCUUACUUAAAAAGAAGAACGAAUUGGAGUUGACUGUCCCACAGCUCGCGAGUAAUGCUGCUGUCUUAAUUGUAGCUGGAUCCGAGACCACGGCUACACUCCUCAGCGGUGCUACAUUCCUCUUGGCUACGCACCCAGAAGUUCUCAAGAAGCUCGAAAUGGAAGUCAGGUCUGCCUUCAAGGACGAGAGCGAGAUCACCCUAACCUCUGUCAGUAGCCUGCACUACAUGCUUGCGUGCCUGAACGAGUCACUGCGUUGCUACCCCCCAGUGGCAACUGGCAUGCCUCGAUGUGUUCCAAGAGGCGGCGCCAGGGUGGCGGGCCGCUUCAUCCCAGAAGGUGUGACGACUGCAGUGUGGCAGUGGGCUAUCAAUCACGAACCGUCCUGUUGGACAGACCCAUAUGGCUUUCACCCUGAGAGAUUCUUGGGAGAUCCUAAAUUCAGCAAUGAUAAUUUGGAUGCGAUGCAACCAUUUAGUACUGGACCUCGCAAUUGUAUUGGUAAAAACUUAGCAUAUGCGGAGAUGCGACUCAUCUUGGCUAGGAUCAUCUUCAGCUUUGAUAUAAAGCUUGCAGAUGAUAGUCGUGGAUGGCUGGAUAGCCAGAAGGCUUUUACGUUAUGGGACAAACCAAACUUGAAUGUCUAUCUAACACCGGUGACAGGGCAAAUUUGCUUACAAGGCGCCGAAGUAUUUAAAGCCGUGUCGUGAAUGGCUACGCCGCAUAUCAACGGAGUGAUUCAUUGUAUAGGCAGCUGGAAUACAUAAGAUACUCUAUCGGACCCUACAAAAGAUUUUAUGCUAU